AGGCAUCAGGCCCCCAGGCGGGGCGGCGGGCGCCAGGCCCCCAGGGCGGAGCGCGGGCCCGGGCCCCCGGGCGGAGCGGCGGGGCCCGGGCCCCCAGGCGGAGCGGCGGGUGCUGGGCCCCCAGGAGGGGCGACAGGCAUCGGGGCCCCUAGGCGGAGCGACAGGCAUCGGGCCCCAGGUGGGGCGACGGGUGCCGGGCCCCCAGGCGGAGUGGCUGCUGGACCCCCAGGAGGGACGGCAGGCACCGGGCCCCCAGGCGGAGCGGCGGGCACCGGGUCAUCAGGCAUGACAACGGGCAUCGGGUCACCAGGCAUCAGGUCAUUUGGCUCGACAGCGGGCACUGCGUCAUCUGGCAAGGCAGUGUGGUACCGACGCGAGUCACCAGGCACGACAGUGGGCUGAGUCAAAAGGCACGGCAGCGGGCACCGGGUCAUCAGGCUGGGUAGAAACAUCAUGCUGGGUAAAGGCAUCAGGCUGAAUGGAGGCAUCAGGCUGAGUAGAGGCAUCAGGCUGAGUAGAGGCAUCAGGCUGAGUAGAGGCAUCAGGCUGAGUAGAGGCAUCAGGCUGGGUAAAGACAUC
Staurois parvus is the source of this 579-nucleotide messenger RNA. The record is from the annotation of a GenBank genome assembly. NCBI's taxonomy places the organism in Eukaryota, Metazoa, Chordata, Amphibia, Anura, Ranidae.